UCUCUCUCUCUCUCUCUCUCUCUCUCUCUCUCUCUGCCCUUUCAACUCCAAUCCCCUCCCCUUGCCCAAACCCAGUGAAGAGAAGGGAAGACCAAUGAUAGCCUAGCCCUUUGUGUCAACUCCCAUCUUCGUCCGCCACCCAUCGAGCGACCUCCUCAAAAUCCCAUCUUCCCUUGUUUUCUUGACUAAAAAUCCCACCUUUCCUUCUGCCAUGGAUCCCAAGGGCUCCUCCAAGCUGCCCCAAGAGGUGCCCAAGUUCCAUCAGGCCCUGGGCCUCCCCCAGUCUGACAAGAGGGAGUCCACCACCACCACAGCCUCCACAGGCUCGGAGGCCAGAGACCUCGGCAGAGCUCCCGAGAGAGAACUCCAGAUAGUGACCGCCGCCGAGAAGGAGGAGCAAAGGCGGCAGCUUGCCCCCAAGCGCAGCUCCAACAAGGACCGCCACACCAAGGUCGACGGCCGCGGCCGCAGGAUCCGGAUGCCCGCCCUCUGCGCCGCCCGCAUCUUCCAGCUCACCCGCGAGCUCGGCCACAAGUCCGACGGCGAGACCAUCCAGUGGCUCCUCCAGCAGGCCGAGCCCGCCAUCAUCGCGGCCACCGGAACCGGCACCAUCCCCGCCUCCGCCCUCGCCGCCGCCGCCGCCGCCCCCAUGUCCCACCCCACCGCCGCCUCCCCCACCGGCCUCCACCAGAAGCUCGACGACCUCGGCCAGGGCGCCGCCGCCAGCCCCCGGCCUAAUUGGGCCAUGCUCGGGCCCAACAUCGCCCGCUCCCACCCGGGCCUCUGGCCGCCGCCCGUCGGUGGGUUCAAUUCCGGCUUCGCCCCCUCCACCUCGAAUCUUGGUAGCGGCGGGGACGCAUCGGCCGGGAGCUUCAUGCAGAGGAUGGGCCUGCACGGGCUGGAGCUGCCUGGAGGGAACCUUGGAGCGAUGAGCUUCGCGUCGAUGCUUGGCGGGCACGGGCAGCAGCUGCCGGGGCUGGAGCUUGGGCUGUCGCAGGACGGGCACAUUGGGGUGCUCAGCCAGCAGGCCUUGAGUCAGUUCUAUCAGCAGAUGGGGCAGGGGAGGGGAGUGAGUGGGGCUGCAAGCGGUCAAUUGCAGCAGAACCACCACCAGCAGCAGCAGGCUCGGUCGGCGGAGAAUGAUUCGCCAGGGUCAGGGCAGUAGAUGGAUACAUGGGUUGUUGAAGAGUUCUAGAGGAGAAUUUGGACAAUUAAGAGAGAGAAAUUGACAAGCUUUAGCGGAAGAGAGUAGCAAAAUUUGAUCUUGUUUUCUUUUUUCGGUUGGUUGAUUGGUUUUCUUCUGUGUGUGACUUCGACAGCAAUUCAGAGAAAGUGAGAUGAGAGGAUCCAGUCAUUGAUGGCAUUGUGUAUUGAGUUAUUGGGUCUGCCUGCUUCUUCUUUCUCCGCACGAUUUCACCCGAGUCUCCAAAUUCGGGUGUAUAUUAACAGAGCUGAAUAGAUCGGAUGGAACUGAAUAUCUUGUUUAUCUCGAGGUGUGUAGAUAAGAGUUCUAGCCAUUUUCAGUAAUUUUUGCUGUUAGGUAUUGAUGGAGUUGUGAUUGGCUUGUUUUGUGACAAAUAAAUAUUGGCAUUUCAUAUAUUCAUUUGUGAGAUUCUCUGCUUGAUAUGAAGAGAGUACUUCUUUUCUUUGGA
This is a messenger RNA of Phoenix dactylifera (date palm), 1652 nucleotides long. Its product is annotated as transcription factor TCP20-like. Gene Ontology annotation, molecular function: sequence-specific DNA binding; DNA-binding transcription factor activity. The record is from RefSeq and is a predicted model, not a curated record. NCBI's taxonomy places the organism in Eukaryota, Viridiplantae, Streptophyta, Magnoliopsida, Arecales, Arecaceae. Gene Ontology annotation, cellular component: nucleus.